Messenger RNA from Cotesia glomerata, 563 nucleotides. RefSeq lists its product as uncharacterized. The transcript is spliced from 8 exons. The record is from RefSeq and is a predicted model, not a curated record. Lineage: Eukaryota; Metazoa; Arthropoda; Insecta; Hymenoptera; Braconidae. The coding region runs from base 1 to 531 and encodes 176 amino acids.
AUGGCAACGUUGAGCUAUCAGAGACACUAUCCGCAUCUAUUUACUCAGUCACCUAAUAAGACUCACCGAGUAAUAAACACAACCGCCCAUCUUACGUAUCAAGGUCAGAAGAAUGAAUUGAAACGAUACAUUCUUGGUACAAAAUCCGCUCAUGACAUUAGCAUUAAUAAAGUUCAUAAAAAUUUCGAAGUACUAUCUGAAGAUUUAUCAGAAAAAAAAGAUACUAUAAACAAAUCUCGGAAUGAAAUUAAAUGUGCUGAAGAAAUAUUAGAUUUCAUAGAAUCCAAAAAAAUAACGUCCGUAGCUUGUUACAAAAAUUUGCUAGGCGAUUUAAAAAAAGAUUUACUGAAAAUUGAAAGCGAGGUAAAAGAAUUGCAAAAUGAAAUAAAAGAAUUGUCGAAACGACGCGAUGAUUUAAAACAUGAUAUUUUACAACAGCAAGAGAAACCCUACAUUUGUACCAAAGAACUGGACUUCAAUGUGAUAUCAAAUCAAAACAGUUUUGAUGAUUAUAAAUUAAAAAUAAAUUAAAAAUACUAAUUAAUCAAAAAUUAAAAGUUUUU